AGUUAAAGAUAUGCCAAGAGCUGCCUCCCACAAACUUGUUCAACAAACAUGAACCGAGCUCAUGUGUUGUUCCAGUACCCAUGCUGGCCACAGGACAUACCAGCAUGAACAAGACUGAGUCUCUGUCCCUUUAGUUCUUCUGAUUCUCACACACUAAGCUCCAAGCUUAGCAUAACAGGGCUGACAAAUCUGUAACCAAACAUAUAACUCUUGCCCUGCUCCAAUAUUAAGAAGGUGAGAUGCAAAGGGCUUGCUCUUUCUUUCUUAUCUUAUAUAUCUUAUGUUUUCCCCCAGGAUCAAGAGCACAGAAUCUGUUGCAUAGAGGUAUUCAAGGAAGGGUGCUAUCAAACAGAACCAGAGAAGACACAACAUCUGAAAACAGCACCUGCUUUGGCUGCACUUCACUGCCCAUGGCCUAAGGCCAUGAGGAGGCCAAUAAAGGCCAGUGCUCAAGAACACCAACCCAGACCCAAGGUACCCAGCCAUGAAGCUCCUUUUUCCUGUCUUUGCCAGCCUCAUGCUACAAUACCAGGUGAACACAGAAUAUUUUGGCUUGAAAAUGUGUUUAAAGGGUUUUGGGAGAUGCAAGGACCACUGCAAUGUGGAUGAAAAACAGGUGCAGAAAUGCAAGAAGAAAAAAUGUUGUAUUGGACCCAAAGUGGUUCAGUUGAUAAAAAACUACCUGCAACAUGAAAUUCCCCACAUACUUGGUGAAGACACCCAAGAAAUGCUAAACGCUACCAAGAAUUCCAGUGCUGUGAUACAAACAAAACAUAUUUUAUCUGGGGUCCUCCCCAAAAUCAACAACUUCACCCCUUUUGCCAAUAUCAACUCCAUCAUCAUCCCAAAUGCCAUCUCUGUGAACUCUGACACCACCAGCACCAGGACACCAGGACGUAAUACAUACACUGCUACUUCUACCAAGAAGGACACCAAGAAAAGCAAAGAUUCUGCUGUUUUGCCACCACCAGCACCACCUCCCCCAUAAACACUGCCAACACCAUCGCUAGAGCUAGAAGAAGAGAUAAGCAGUGAUGCAGGUCUUUACCUUAAGACAGCGAGUUCUGCCCUGCUUCCACUAUCUAUAAAAUGAGACAUAGAACUGCCUCCUCUGUCAUCCGUCAUUCAAUAAAUACUGUUUA
Molecule: messenger RNA, 1142 nt
Organism: Lemur catta (Ring-tailed lemur)
Lineage: Eukaryota; Metazoa; Chordata; Mammalia; Primates; Lemuridae
Gene: DEFB129
Product: defensin beta 129
Exons: 2
Coding region: 485-988 (167 amino acids)
Biological process (GO): innate immune response
Cellular component (GO): extracellular region
Source: RefSeq, a predicted model, not a curated record